Nilaparvata lugens (brown planthopper) is the source of this 4721-nucleotide messenger RNA. Its product is annotated as RNA exonuclease 3-like. The transcript has 3 exons. The record is from RefSeq and is a predicted model, not a curated record. NCBI's taxonomy places the organism in Eukaryota, Metazoa, Arthropoda, Insecta, Hemiptera, Delphacidae. Gene Ontology annotation, molecular function: protein binding; exonuclease activity; nucleic acid binding. The coding region runs from base 514 to 2709 and encodes 731 amino acids. Gene Ontology annotation, cellular component: nucleus.
AAUUAGUGGCACACAAACAUUCCAAGCUUAUCUUAUCCGUUAAUACCUUUCAACCCAUUGUUCAGUGUUUGCCAACAAUCUAUUUUGGAAGUGAAAUCUGUACUUCCCAGUUCCAACCCUAUGCCAGUAGUACAUUUCACCUGUUUCCAUAACUCCAAUUAGUGCAAAUUCACUUGCCGAGUUAUAGUCCAGGUUAAUGACCUUCCAUCGCCUGAGGUGAAAUCGGUAGUAUUCAGGUAAACACACCCCCGAUGGUCAGCCAAUCACAGGGCUUCAUUGUGACGUGGUAACUGGUUGCCUAUAUUAGGUGUCAUAUGUGUGAAGGGUGGGGGAAAUCAGAGGCUUCCCGGGUAUGUAAUUGGAGUUGUAGAAAUCACUUGACUUUUGGUUCUUGUGAUCGAUGGUUGUAGAUCUUCAGCUCCCGGUGAUAUUUCUAUAAGUUCAUUCGCUUUAAUUAAUUUCCACUAGUAUCAUAAUUAGCUUUAGUAGUGUACUAGUGUUUUAGUAGUCACCAUGAACCCGGGCUCCCAUGGUAGGAGACAGCCUUCGGGGCUCGUGGUGUACCCGGUGUACGUGAGGUCGGUGAAUUUUGUGUUUCUACCACCGUUGCAGUACGCUCAACAGUAUGUGCCUCAACAAUAUCAGCAGCAAUUUCCGCAAUACGAUCAGGCCCAUGAAGAAUUUGAUCAGGGUCAGUUUGACCAGAGUCAGCAGGCUGGCCAAUUUGACCAGUUUGCUGAAAGCUCCCAGUUUGAUCAAUUUGAUCAUAAUGGUCUAAAUGAUGAAGCUGGAAGUUUUGAGCAUUUUGCUCAAUUUGGCCAGCACAACCCCCCAAGUGAUUUCAAAUUAUUUGUGCACCCUAUUCAAAACGAGGACAGUCGGAGACACUCUGGAAGUUUCGAGCAUUUUGCUCAAUUUGGCCAGCACAACCCGCCAAGUGAUUUCAAAUUAUUUGUGCACCCUAUUCAAAACGAGGACAGUCGGAGACACUCCGAUUUUGGCAUCAAAAGGCACAGAACUAAGACCUACUAUCGAUCUGGAAGCUUAGAGGGUGAGCAGAGUGCAAGCGGCAAGCAAGUGCACGCGCACACGCAGGACGUGCAGCACGCGAACGGCGCGGGCAACGCGCGUCGCAAACAGCAGCACAAGCAGCAGCAGCAACAGAUGCGCAACACGGGCGGCGCAAGCAAACAGCCGACGAACUUCUCGCAUCCCUUGCUUAUGACGCAACUCAAGGGACAUGGCGGCGCUGUGCUCGACAUGGACUUCAGCCCGAAUGGCAGAUUCCUGGCCACCUGUGCUGACGACGGUGCCAGCAGCGGCACAUCAAGUGGCAGUGAGGGGAACAAGGAGAACACCCCCUCCAAGACGGUUGGACUCUCCAGGCGUCAGAAGAAGAAUUAUCGCGGACGCCGUGAGGACAGCUCUUCACCCGGCACUACAGUGAAGAAGAAAUCUGUCACCAGUGGUCGACUCACCAAAAGUUUGCUCAACCACGACAUCAACAAACAAUAUGCCAAGCUUUGUUGGAAGGGCGUUUCCGGUGGGGACAUGACAAUCAUUCACCACUUGAAGAAGCAUGUCCUGAACCCCGAUGACCUCCUCUGGAUGGGAUACCCGGUGGAAAGCUCCACGUAUCCAGGCCACGCCAUCGUAUACAAACCAGCCUUGGACUACUCCAAGACCAUCCACAACACUCACCACUACAACAGAAGCAAAAGCCCAAUGAAGACAGCGGCCAGUGAGCAGUCUGAUCAACCGAUCAUGGGGUUUGAUGUGAACGCAAGGGAAUUCGUGCCCAAAGUCGUCAACUAUGGGACAACACUCAUCAAACGGAACUCAGACCCAGACUUCAAGGCGCAGAUUCCUGCAGCAACAUCCCCGAAGAAGAUGUGUGCCAAUGAGUGCCAAGCAGCAAGGAAGUGUGUCAGGUGUGGGAAGGAGUACUUUGUCUCUCAAGAUGGCAGCUAUUUGACCACAGAACAAUGUGUCUAUCACUGGGGCAAACUGCGGACUCAGUUCGAUCGCAACUCUUUAUAUGAGUGUUGCAAGGGGGAGCAAAAUACGAAAGGCUGCACAACGGGGAAACUACAUGUAUGGAAUGGGCUACAUGAGAACUGUUUCAAUCCUGUGCCUGGUUUCGUGAAGACUCGGCCCAGGAAGACACCUCUCCCGGAAAGUCUAGGUCUCAGUGUAUAUGCCAUCGACUGUGAGAUGUGCUACACCACACAAGGAUUUGAACUGGCAAGGAUCACCGUGGUGAGUUCUGAUGGGAGACUCGUGUAUGAUACCUAUGUCAGACCUGAGAACGAGGUAGUCGACUACAACACCCGCUUCUCCGGAAUCACGGCCAAUGAGAUCAACAAGCAGGGCGCGUCCAAGGUUCUCCGAGAGGUCCAGAACGAUUUGAUGGGUUUCAUCUACGCGGACACGAUCCUCAUUGGACAUGGCGUGGAGAACGAUCUAAUUGCUCUAAAAAUGAUUCACACUACGAUCAUUGACACUGCGUAUGUGUUCCCGCACUUCUUCGGAUUGCCUUAUAAGCGUUCCCUGAAGUCACUGGUGAAGUUCUGCCUGAAGCGUGAAAUUCAGAUGGAAGCGACUGGUCACGACAGCUUCGAGGAUGCCCGUUCGUGUCUCGAGCUGAUGCUGUGGAAAUUGCAAGAAGACCACGCCCAAUCGUCUGUCUUGUCAGCCAAUAGACUGUGAUAACUAACUUACUCUACUGCCAAACAUUGGGACAAUUCACUGCUCUUCAUCAUCCCACAUUUAAUUCCCUCUUGUGAUAAUCAACUAUUCCAAUUGUUUCUCCAACAUAUCACAUCAGUUUCACCUGUGUAUACUAAAAAAAAACAAUUCGACUGAAAAACUGUGUACGAGGUGGAACUAGUACUGAAGUCAUGUAAAAAUUACAACUAUAUAUCAUCAAUGUGCCUUUUCAGUUUCACUGUGACUUAGACUGUAAUCAUGUUAGAAUAAUAACUUCCAUUUUACUAUUAUUACAAUCAUAGUAAUGACAAAAUAUUGUCAAUACAAGUCGAUUCAUUGUUUUACUGUUACAAUCGUAAAAAUGACUUGAAUUGACAAAAUUGUCAUUCGUCGAAUCAUUUCACUGAAAUUGGCAAAAUAUUGUCAAUACAAGUUGAAUCAUUUCAUUGUUACAUUGACAAAUCAUUGUCAAUACAAGUCCAUUCAUUAUUUCUAUGACUAAAAUUAUUGACAGAACUUUGCAGUUACAUUAUCGAGUGACAUGUUUGAAUAAUUGAAACCAGGAAUGAUGUUGAUAUUAAACCACGACUAUGGUCAAUUUCUUUCAACUUUCAAAACACACACUUGUAUCUUGGUACGAUUGUGUUUUUUAUAAGCUUAAACCUAAUCGAUUGUAGUCGAUGUAUAAUCUUAACAGUCUGCUAGGUUAGGAUUUUUCAAUUUUUGUACUAAGUAUCUUGUGUCACAAAUUGUAGCCUGCUGCUCCUACAAAUCCAUCCAGUUUUGUAAUAAUUUCUCACUACUUUUGAUAAUUGUAGUGAUAUAUUGACUGAAUUUCAUUGUUCUAUCAUACAGCCAGACCAAAUAAUAUCGCACACUUUUCCAUUUUUCCUUUCAUAUUACUUAAUUUGUGUCGAUAUCUUAUUGAAAUUCACAAUCAUUACCACCAGAUUUACGUUGUGAUGAACGUUUUCUAUGAAUGAAUGUAGUUCCUAUGUAAUUGAAUAAGACUUGAUUGUUAUUGUCGGGUAGAAAUAUUUUGGUAAUAAUACUUUUCGUGUAUGAUACUGCUAUCUUAAUAUGUAUGUAAUAUUUAUAAAUAUUAUUCAAAUGUUGAAUUACUGGGAAUAUUGCUUCGUAUUCCAUGACAUUCUGAAUAAUAUGCAUGUGGACGAAAUAUUGGUAACAGAUCAUAGUAUGUAUUCAAAUAUGAGUGACUAGAAUUUUGUCUGACUUAUAAUAUUUGAAAUAAUCUAAUACUUCCAAUACCAGUCCAAUUAUUUCUACAAUCUACUUAUAAAAUAAUUUUAGAUAUAAGAAGCGUAUAUUUUUAAUGUUAAUAGAAUGAACAAAUUGAUUAAUCUAAUUGAAUUUGAUAAUUAUUAAACUUUGGGUUUCCCAGAACUAAUGUCAGUAGGCUGAAACUAAACUCAUGAUAUAAUUUUGGUGUGUGUUAAUUUUAUGUAGGAUUCAAGAAUAUCGCAAGAUGAUCUCAUGAUAAAAACUUGAAAAUAAACGAAUAUAUUCUUAAAUCUUAUGUAAUAUCCACGAGUUUUAAUUUUCAUAAUAAUGGAUGGCUUUAUCGAGACAUAAAAUUUUAUCCAUUAGAGUAAAAUAAUCAUAAUAUUGUGUAAUUUGUAAACUAAAUAAUGUGUAGUCAUUCAAUUAUGAUUCUAAACUUUCUAAUUAUUCAUUAUUUUCUGAGUUAUUGAUAUUGUUUGUAGAUUAAGUUUUGUAUUGUUUUUCUAUUACUGUUAGUCUGUUCUACCAAUAAUUGAUGUAUUGCAGCAAGUAAUUAACUUGAAUCAUACAAUAUUCGAAAGUAUUAUUAUCAAGAUGAGCCCUGUUUUUGUUUACAAGUGUUGUAUUAUUUUGAUCGUCUUUUCUACUGUCAAUAUGUCAACAAAUUUUUGAUAAAAAAUGUCGAAAACUGAUUGUGAUGAUAUAGGGAACAAUCGAAUUGAUAUGUGAGGAUGACUAUUAAAAUUGAAAUGUUCGAUGAGGUGCAAAAA